This is a messenger RNA of Cladocopium goreaui, 2679 nucleotides long. NCBI's taxonomy places the organism in Eukaryota, Dinophyceae, Suessiales, Symbiodiniaceae. The record is from the annotation of a GenBank genome assembly.
AUGGCCACGCCAACCCUAAGGGCACUCCGCGCGCACUUUGGCCCUUCCGCCCGCAUGACCGGAGUGGCUCGACCAUUGAUGUCCGAUGUGCUGGCCGGCACUUCAUGGCUCGACGAGAUCGUGCACUUCGAUCCCCGCAGUGCUAAGCCGGAACUUCGCACCCGCGCGGUGGUCGCACAGCUCAAGCAGAAGCAGCUUGACACGGUCGUUCUGCUGACAAAUUCAUUCCGUACCGCACUGCUGGCGUGGCGUAGCGGAGCCAAACGCCGGGUGGGGUUCGCCCGGGGUGGUCGCAGUUUGCUGCUGACUGAUCGGCUGUAUCAGGCGAAAGCCGGCGGACGGUUCAUUCCCGCGCCGGUGUUGGACGAUUACUUGCGGUUGGCCUACAAGUUGGGCUGCCCCAUGGAAUCGCCCCGCAUCGAGUUGGGCACCUUGCCCGCGGACGAACAGGCCGCCGAUGCAGCCUGGAGCAAGCUCGGUAUAUCGAAACACGAGUCGGUCGUUGUCGUAAAUACCGGCGGGGCAUUCGGAGCGGCCAAACAGUGGCCCGCGGAGUACUUUGCCGCCUUGACCCAACGCAUGGCCACGCAGCUUGGUGUUCGCGUGGUCGUGGUUUGUGGCCCGGCCGAACGUGACGAAGCACGACGCAUCGCCCAACUUGCCCGCCAUGAAAAGGUGCAAAGCCUGGCCGACGAACCGUUGUCCGUAGGGCUGACCAAAGCCUGCGUACGGCGAAGCGAACUGAUGGUCACCACCGACAGUGGGCCCCGCCACUUUGCCGCGGCCUUCGGGGUGCCCGUGGUGACGCUGUUCGGGCCGACGCACAUCGAGUGGAGCGAAACCCAUUACGCCGACGCCGCUCACUUGCAGGUGGAUGUUCCGUGCGGACCCUGCCAGCAACGCACGUGUCCCUUGGUCCAUCAUCGCUGCAUGCGAGAUCUCUCGGUGCAAGAUGUCUACGACACGGCGGUCGCCCUGCUGAAGCGACGAGGGGUGAUGUUUUCCUUCCGUUGGGUCGACCCGGAAUAUAGUCCCCAGUUGAGUGCGCAGCAGUUAGAUCAGCUCGAACCGCUGCUCGCGCGAGCCGAUGUGGAGACGGUGGCCCCGGCAAAUCGCGGGCGGGAAACAGUCCGCAUUCGCUGGCACCAUGGCGAUGAAAUACGUGUGGCCUACCUCAAGCGAGAACAUCGCACUCGCUGGAAGGAUCUUCUGCGUCACCUGUUCGCGUUUCGCGGCUGGUGGACGAAAGCUCGCACCGAGUUGCAUGUGUUGCAGCGACUACAAGAGCAGGGCAUCGGAUGCCCCCGCCCGAUGGCCUGCAUGCAAGAAGGAUUCUUUCGCCCCAAGGCCUGUUUGCUGCUGGCUGACUUGGGCGAAAUGCGACCUUUGCCGGAGUAUCUUGCAUGCGCAAUGAAGGACGCCGACGCCACGCAACGGGCCAAGUUCUUUCGCAGCUUGGGUGGGGAAAUCGCUCGACUUCACGCGGCCGGGGUGACGCAGCCUGAUUUGUAUGCGAAUCACGUUCUUGUGGCCGAUGGCGAGAACGCCCCUCGAUUCGCUCUAUUGGAUUUUCAACGCAGCCGCAUCCAACGUCGUGUGCCGACUACGUCCCGAGUGCGUGAUUUGGCGGCGUUGUUGGCCACGCUCUCCGAGCGAGCGGCCGACCUGCACGAACGUCGGCUGUUGCUGGAUAGCUACAUCGAAAUGAGCGGGCUGACGGCCGAGUGCACGCCCAUGGUCGAAGCCAUUAAACGCCGCGUGCAGAAGCUACUGCGUCGCCGCAAGAUUUGGGAAAUCCGCGAGAGCGACGCGGUGGAGCCCCGGGAAGUUACCCGGAUUCAAACAGAGAAUGGCGAAGACCUGUGGGUCGAUGCCGCGUAUUGGCCGACCCUGCGUGAAGCCAACUUGGGGAGUUUCCGCCAGGUGAUGGAAACCACCCAGGGCACGUGCAUGCGGGCGCUGAAAGAUCGCGAGAACUGGAAGCUGGAACUGCACGACCCGCACCAACAACCGCGGGCGGCUUACCUGAAGAAACACCAUGUUAAGGAUGUCAGUUCGUGGUUGCGGGCGAAGAUGGGAGCCCGAACGACUACGACCGCGGGAAGCGUUGAAGCGCGCAACGUCGAGCGUCUUCGCCGGGCAGGUAUCCCCGCGAUGCAUGUCAUCGCCUACGGAGAGAAGCUGCAUGAAAGCGGACUUUCCGAGUCGUUUGUGCUGACCGAAGAGCUGAGCGGCCACACGCAGCUUGAUCACUUCUUGCGAGACCGGUUUGCUCCACGAAAAGCAGGCCCUCGCGACGAGCAAAGUGUCGAUCUGCGGACACUGCUCUACGAUGUGGCGGCAGUCGCCAAGCGGUUUCAUACGUUGGGCUACAACCAUCGUGACUUUUACUGCUGCCACUUCUUCAUUCGCGAGCCCGAGCCAGGCAACUUCGAGGUGAACCUGAUCGACCUACAACGGGUCGAACAUCGCCACCGAUUGCGUCGUCGCUGGGUGGUGAAAGACCUGGCGCAGUUGUCGUACUCAGCGCCUUCCGAGCACAUCUCGAACACCGACCAGAUGGCGUUCGCCAAGCGGUACUUUGGCGUUACGAAGUUACGUCCCAAAGACAAACGGAUGAUUCGGGCCGUGCUGGCCAAACGUCGCCGCAUGCAACGCAGCCUGGGGCCGCAUCCUUAA